AUGCAGUCUGUCCCGGAGUCCCGCACACAGACCUUUGAGGAGAUCUACGGACCUCCAGAGAACUUCCUGGAGAUUGAAGUCCGCAAUCCUCAAACACAUGGCACAUCACGGAAUAUGUAUACCUCUUACGAAAUCGUCUGCCGCACCAAUAUCCCCGCUUUCAAACUGAAACACUCCAUCGUCCGCCGCCGUUACUCUGACUUCGAGUACUUCCGCGAUAUUCUCGAGCGCGAGAGCACGCGCGUCACGAUCCCCCCCACUACCGGGCAAAGUCUUCACGAAUCGUUUCAGUGA
Molecule: messenger RNA, 294 nt
Organism: Penicillium manginii
Lineage: Eukaryota; Fungi; Ascomycota; Eurotiomycetes; Eurotiales; Aspergillaceae
Product: Sorting nexin-3
Exons: 2
Coding region: 1-294 (97 amino acids)
Biological process (GO): late endosome to Golgi transport; endocytic recycling
Cellular component (GO): retromer complex; early endosome membrane
Molecular function (GO): phosphatidylinositol-3-phosphate binding
Source: RefSeq, a predicted model, not a curated record